AUGUAACCUAUUUUGGAUAAAAUUAGAAUUGAUCUAGUAUUAACAACAUUUAUGAUUGAUUAAUAUUUGGAAUCUUCAGGGAAAUUAUUAUUUUAUGAAGUAAAUGCAGAUAUCUUAUGUAAUAUAUAAACCUAAGUCUUCCUAAUUAUCAUACUUAUGAUUACCUAUUAUUCAAAUUAUUUAGUCAUAAAACUAUUAAGGAAAUUAGAAUAUUAAUAGUUUUUUUAUUUUGGUUAAUAAAUUGCUAAAUUUUUUAUGAAAGUCUUAAAAUCUAUGUAAAAAUUCAAAAGAAACUUUGAAACUUAUGCAUUCUAAGACUUUCUAAACAAAAAUAGUUGGGAUUUCCUUUUUAUGGCUUUUCUCUAAAUCUAGUCAAAAACUAACAACAUUAUUUCUAAAUUAAUUGCAUAUCUGAUUUUGUAUAUCAGUCUUUUUCUUUCAUCAACAAUUUUUUAUAGAAUAGGUAUUCCAAAUAUAAGGAAUCCUAAAUAAUUAUGGAUUUCAAAGUCAAAUUAAAUCAAAAUAUUGAAAAAAGCUUUAUUUAUAAGCGUAUUAGUGAUGGUACAAUAAAAUCAAAAACUACAAAUUAUGUUAUUAACUUUUGUAUGCUAAUUUUAUUUAAUCUAUCUUUUCAUUAUGAAACCUAUUAAGAACAUCAUAGAUUAAAUUAAUACUAUGGCACUGGAAAUAAGUUCAUUUAUAUUUUGUUUUUCAUCAGCAUUAUAUUUGAAUGAUUUUACAGAUAAAUUGAAUUAUAGUAUUUAAAUAUAAUUUGCAUGGUUUUAAAUAGGAAUGUUAUUGUCAUGCUUAUUUAUUAAUUUCGUAUCAUAAUUAUGCAUGAUAGGUGUAGAACUGAAAAGAUUAUAGUUAAAAAGUUAUAUCAUUCCAAAUAAAAUUAGAUGCCAAUGA
Paramecium pentaurelia is the source of this 909-nucleotide messenger RNA. The record is from the annotation of a GenBank genome assembly. NCBI's taxonomy places the organism in Eukaryota, Ciliophora, Oligohymenophorea, Peniculida, Parameciidae.